This is a messenger RNA of Coregonus sp. 'balchen', 39143 nucleotides long. The record is from the annotation of a GenBank genome assembly. Lineage: Eukaryota; Metazoa; Chordata; Actinopteri; Salmoniformes; Salmonidae.
AUGCAGAAGCAGAAAGCUAGAGAUCCAGCUGCUCUCCUGAAGGACCAAUCACACAGCUGCUUCAAGGUCAGGGGAAUGGCCUGCUCUACCUCAGCCUCAGCCCAGACUCACACCAGAGAAAGAGAGAGAAAGAGAGGAAGACUGUUUGAUUCAUGAUCUAUAGAAACAGAUGUGGAUCUGUCCAUAUAAGGACGUUAAGGACCUUUUCUCUCCUAUGCUAACUGUGCCCAUAUGAUACAACACAAUCAAACAUUCCAUUCAUCUCACCAUACAGGAGCUCACUUGUCAGAUUAGACAGUACAACCAGCCAUUCAUAUAUCCUUACUGUAUAAAGCCACAGACAUCACUGGUCCCUGUGGUGGACUCGCAAUGUCUCCCCCUAGUGGUUCAGAAUGGGAAUAACAGCAGUACUGCAGCGAGGAGUGGUUCUACACUUCUGACAGACACACUAAUACUGCACUGACUCAUUUACCCUUCACCAAGUCUGGACUGUUAAGCUGCUGACAGUUUUCUACUUUACAGUUCAAUGCUUUCCCUUUCCUCUCUUUUCUUCUUUAGUGUUUUCAUCUAAACCCCAACUACUACCCCCCCUCUCUCUCCUCUCUCUCCCCCCCUCGAUCUCUUCUCUAUAAGCACCAUCAUUGAACCCCCUCUCUCCCUCUCUCUCGCCAUCUCCUCUGCAGAAGUGUUUGCGGUUCAACCCGGAUGCGACCGUGUGGAAGGCCAAGCAGCAGGUGCUGUGUUCUCUGACCGAUUCGUUGCGGGACGUGUUGAACUACGGCCUGUUCCAACCAGCCACCGAUGGCCAUGACGCCAAGUUCCUGGAGGAGGAGAAGAUGCUGCGAGAGUACCCACAAUCCUUUGAGAAGGGUGUACCAUAUCUGGAGGUAUAUACAGCCUGGAUGUAAGGUUACUCUGUAAGAUUACUCUAAGGUUACUCUCAUUCUGUGGGUUAUACUGUAAGGUUACUCUCUGUGGGUUACUCUGUGGGCUACUCUCACUCUGUGGGUGGAAACUGUGAUGUAAACCUGUACUAUUUCUUUCUUUUUGUAUUUUUUCAUUGAGAGGAGGAGGAAGAGGAGGAGGAGGGAAGUUAUGGGUAAACUAGAUAAAGCAUCAGUUUGCAAUACAUCUGCAGGCUCCAUCAUGUGGAUCUAGGCCAAAAGCUGAGAGAAUUGAGGACAAAAGGCCUUCCAGUCAGGAUUAACUCUCUCUAGAGAGGGGAGAGAGAGAGAGAGCGGAGACGAGCGAGGAGAGCGAGAGAGGAGAGAGAGAGAGAGCAGAGAGAGACGAGCAGCGAGAGAGAGAGAGACGAGAGAGAGGACGAGAUAGAGAGGCGAGCAUCCGAGAGAGAGAGAGCGAUAGCCAGCUCAUUAUCGCUCUCGCUCUAUACGCUUCUCUCUCUCUCUAUACUAGCUCUCACAUCUCUCUCUCUUCUCUCUCUCUCUCUUUCUCUCUAGUUUCGCUACAAGACCAGAGUGUACAAACAGACCAAUCUAGAUGAGAAACAGCUGGCUAAACUGCACACUAAGGUACUGGCUGCCUGUUUCAAAGGGUGUGGCACAAUGUGAAUUGUGGGUGUAAGUGUGUGUAUGCAUGCAUGCAUACUUAUGCAUGUGUGUGUGGGUGUGUACACUCCUUGUGUGUCUGUGUAUGUGUGUGAGUGCGACUGAGUCUGUCUGCAGUUACUGGCCCUUGGGGCAGUGCUCCACUGUUAGCUGUGCUGUGCUGUGUGUGGCAGACAACUCCAGUACCAGUGUGUCUACUCUGCUCUCUAUGUAAUGCAGCGCGGCACACUCUUAGAAAAAAGGCUUCCAAAAGGUUUGUCGGCUGUCCCCAUAGGAGAACCCUUUUUGGUUCCAGGUAGAACCCUUGAACCGAAAAGGGUUCUUCAAAGGAUUCUCCUAUUGGGACAGCCAAAUAACACUUUUAGGUUCUAGCACCUUUAUUUCUAAGAGUGCAGUCCCCUCAUCUCUCUCUCUCUCUCUCUCUAUGCCCUCAUGCCUCUCACAGGCCAGUCUGAAGAAGUUCAUGGACUACAUCCAAAGUGGCUCUGUGGACAAGAUGGCCAAGUUCUUGGACAAAGGGCUUGACCCCAACUACCAGGACCCUGACACGGGAGGUGAGAUGCUGUCAGAUGCUGUCCGCUGCCAGGGUGACCUGUGACCUCUCCUCCUCAGUCAGUUAGCACCAAUCAGCCAUUUAGUCCAUCUGUCUGUCUGUCUAUUUAGUCCCUGAUACCUUGACCCCCUAAGAAAACCUUCUUAGUGACUCAUAACAUUUGUGGGGCAUAUGGGCACUGUAUAUUUAGAAUCCUAGAGAUCAUGUCCAAACCCUUCAGCCAUACAACCUGUUAUCUGGCUAGCAAACUGUCCAUAUCCAAGUUGAAUUAGCUAACGGCCAAGAUAACUGUGGGAGCUAUGGCUAAUGGUUGUCCUCUGUAACCUCGACCUGAAAACCCCAAACGCUCUCUCCAACUCUAAAACUCACUUACCCAAAGCUCUAUCUAUCUAACACUUUAUUAAAGAUGAUUAUAGUAAGCAAAGUAGACAGUUAGUUUGAGUCUCAUUUAAGAGCCAGAUAAUAUAGUGAGGUGGGAGAUGGGCAGCUACUGUUAACAGUUUUGGGUGUGCUGCAACAGUCCUCUCACACAACAGAGCCUGCUAUCACUGGGAGUGUGACAUGCACUUCCACCUGCCAACACAGGGGGGCAGCAGAGAGCUCAACAUCUGCCGCUAUUAGAUAAGCGUUACCAAACUACUAGACUAGAGUGACAUGAUGCUGGGUUGUCUGAUUAAAUAUAUGAGCCCCUCCGUCUCUCUCUCUCUCCUCUGUAGAAACCCCCCUGACAUUGGCGGUGCAGUGUGAGCCGGGGGGAGGGGAGGCCAUACGGGUGCUGGUGCUGGGAGGGGCUCAUCUUGACUUCAGGGCCAAGGAUGGACUCACACCACUACACAAGGCUGUCCGCAGCCACGGCCACACAGCCCUACUGGUAAACUCACACACACCUCCUUACACUCACAUCUAUGGAUUAAAGGUGCAUGUAUGGACCCCACUGUAUAUAGUGUCUUGUAUUGGGAUACAGUCAAGAUGGUCUUAUAAUGAUAUAAGUGAUAUAUAUAUAUUUUUGUGUCUACCUGGUGUGUCCCUAUAGACGUUGCUGUCUCUGGGUGCAUCUCCGGACUAUAAGGACCGGCGGGGGCUGACCCCGCUCUACCACACUGUGCUGACAGGGGGCGACACCUCCUGCUGUGAGACCCUGCUCCACCACCGUGCCAAGCUGGCCGUCAGGGAUGAGAACGGCUGGGAUGAGACACACCAGGUAGGUGUAGGUGUAGGUGUAGGUGUAGGUGUAGGUGGAGGUGUAGGUGUAGGUGGAGGUGGAGGUGGAGGUGGAGGUGUAGGUGGAGGUGUGGAGGUGGAGGUGGAGGGAGGUGGAGGUGGAGGUGUAGUGUGGAGGUGGAGGUGGAGGGAGGUGGAGGUGUAGUGUGGAGGUGGAGGUGGAGGGAGGUGGAGGUGGAGGUGGAGGUGGAGGUGGAGGUGGAGGUGGAGGUGUAGGUGGAGGUGGAGGUGUGGAGGUGGAGGGAGGUGGAGGUGGAGGUGUAGUGUGGAGGUGGAGGUGGAGGGAGGUGGAGGUGGAGGUGUAGUGUGGAGGUGGAGGUGGAGGGAGGUGGAGGUGGAGGUGGAGGUGGAGGUGGAGGUGGAGGUGGAGGUGGAGGUGGAGGUGGAGGUGUAGGUGUGUGUGUGUUUCUGUGGGUUUUAGUGUUCAAGUGACUAUGUUUGACUGUGUUUGUGUGAAUAUAGGUUUGUGUGUGUGUGUGUUAAUGUCAGUGUGUUAAUGUCAUCUCUAUUUCUAUGUUAACCAUUCAUGUCAUGGUUCGCCUCCCUCACCUUAAUGUUAGUGUCUCUGCUGCUACUCACCCCACUGUACCCCUCUAACCCAUGAUGAGACCCGUCUCUCACCCCACUGUACCCCUCUAACCCAUGAUGAGGCCUAUCUCUCACCCCCCUGUACCCUCUAACCCAUGAUGAGGCCCAUCUCUCACCCCCGUACCCUCUAACCCAUGAUGAGGCCCGUCUCUCAUCCUCCUCUCACUCCAUAGCUCAGGUAUGAAGAGGACAGCAGAUAGAACCCUGGAGACACACAGGUACUGUACUAACUUCCCCUCCAUUUCAACAUUCUCUCCAUCCUUUCAUCAUUAUGUCUGUGUGUAUUUGUGCUGUUGUCGUUGUGCCACCUAUGUGUGUAUCUAUAUGUGUAUCUAUGUGUGUAUCUGUGUGUAUCUAUGUGUGUAUCUGUGUGUAUCUAUGUGUGUAUCUGUGUGUAUCUAUGUGUGUAUCUGUGUGUAUCUAUGUGUGUAUCUGUGUAUGAGUGGCUCUGUAAGUGUGUAUUCUCGCUGUUUUCUGAUGUGUGUGUUGUUCCUUUUUCGCUUUCUCUCUCACCUUGGAGGUAUCUUUAUGACAAUUUAUAACCCCACUCUUUUUCUGUCUCUGUACUUCUCGCCUCCUCCCUCUACCCCAUGUUGUAGACAGACCAGGGGAAAGCAGCGGAGGCGUGAGAGGAGAGGGAAGAAGCGCAGCGGAAGGAAGGGCGAGGGUGCGGGAAAAAGGAGCAAACGGGAAGAACAACGAGAAGAUGCAGAGAGAAAAAGAGAGAAGAGAGAGAGAGCGAGAGAGAGAGAGAGGAGAGAGGAGAUGGGAGAGAGAGCCGAGUGAGCAGAGAGAGAGAGAGCGAGAGAGUAUGCUAGAGGAGGCAGAGAGUAGAGAAGAGUUACACACAACACAAACUCUAUCUUCUCUACACUCUCUGCAUUCCCCCCAUCUCUCUCUCUCUAUCUCUCCCCACCUUUCUCGCACUCUCUCCCCCCACCUCUCUCUCUCCCCACCUCUAUCUCUCUCUCCCUCUCUGUGCUCACUCUUCUCUGAUCCCAGGCCUGUCAGAAUGGCAACGCCCAGCAUCUGGAGCACCUUCUUUUUUACGGGGCAGACUCCACUUCCCAGAAUGCCUCAGGAAACACUGCUUUGCACAUUUGUGCUUUAUACAACAAGGUAGUGAUCUCUAGUAGUGUCACAAUCAAACAUAAAAUAAAGAUGAUUUUGUAGUUUUGUAAUCCAGCAUUACAGUUAUUUGCUGCUAAUUGAUUGACAUGUAUUUUGUCCAUACAGGACAGCUGUGCACGAAUUCUACUAUACAGGGGAGCCAAUAAGGACACAAAGAAUAACAGUGGGCAGAACCCAUUUCAGGUGAUUAUACAAUACAUGGCCUGGCUAAUGGAAUGAUGUAUUUGUAUGUACGUUGCUUGCAUGGGGUUGUGUGUGAUGAAGUUACUAAAGCAGAAAAUGCUAUUGGAUGAGAUGGGCCAGUGUUAGUGAUAUUGUUCUGUGAUGUGUACUAGGGUCCAAGGUGGGAUAAUUCUGCCUGACCCCUUAAGCUGGGUUCUCAUACUCUGUCAUCCCUACAAAAGGCCAGUUGAGACAAGGAAUAUGUGCAUACCGUGUGGAGGGUGCUGUGAGAACUGUCCCUUACACUGCUAGCAUGUGUGUUUCAGGUGGCUGUCAUGUCCGGUCAUUUUGAGCUAGGAGAGAUUAUCAAAAACCACCGGGACACAAAUGUAGGUACGUACUGAUCUGUGGUUGUGUUUAGGAGUUUAUGCACUAUGGACGUAUAUGAGAGUAUGUGAGAAUGGUUGUACAUUCACAUGUUUCUUAAAAAAAACAUGCAUACACAUAUAAUAUUUAUUUCAUUAUUGUGUAUGUGUGCCAAUCAAACUGUGAUAUUUCCUGUCAUGAAUGAGUGCUACAAGGGAACAAAAAAAGACCAAUCAAACCUUGACUUGACCCAUCCUGACUAGUUUAUACCUCUCUCUCUUUCUUGCUCUCUCUCCUUCUCACACUCUCUCAGUACCUUUUCUUGAGUCUCCCAAAUACGCCCCUCAGAGGCGAGAGAGUGCGCCGCGGACCCUGGCACUGCCCCACCCUCACCCCUUCCUGCGUGCCAACAGUGAUAACAGUAUGAACCUGCCUGACUGGAUGGCACUGCCCAACGCACCAGGCUCCAACAUUGUGUCUGUACAGGUAGAGGAAGGAGUCUAGCACCUGGACACUUAGUCUGGGAGAACUAUUGUACUGUUUCACAUCAUGUAUCAUGUAAUGUAGCUAUGUAGUACAUCACCAAUAUACUGUAGUACAUCACCAAUAUACUGUGGUACAUCACCAAUAUACUGUGGUACAUCACCAAUAUAUUUAAGAACAUCAACAAUAUAUUUAAAAAGUAAUUUUUUUAGUCAUUUAGCAGACGCUCUUAUCCAGAGCGACUUACAGUUAGUGAGUGCAUACAUUUUCAUACUGGCCCCCCGUGGGAAACGAACCCACAACCCUGGCGUUGCAAGUGCCAUGCUCUACCAACUGAGCUACAGGGGACAAUACACUGUAGUACAUCACCAAUAUACUGUAGUACAUCACCAAUAUACUGUAGUACAUUUUUACAUUGACAUUUUAGUCAUUUAGCAGAUGCUCUUAUCCAGAGCGACUUACAGUUGCAAGGACAGAGAAGAGCUUGGACUGGGCUGAGCGGGAACUGCACUCCCGUAGGGAUGGCCAAGAGACCUGAGGUGGCAGAACGGAGUGCUCGGGUUGGGGUGUAGGGUUUGAGCAUAGCCUGAAGGUAGGGAGUAGCAGUUCCUCUUGCUGUUCCGUAGGCAAGCACCAUGGUCUUGUAGUGGAUGCGAGCUUCGACUGGAUGCCAGUGGAGUGUGUGGAGGAGCGGGGUGCCGUGGGAGAACUUGGGAAAGUUGAAAUCCAGGCAGGCUGCAGCGUUCUGGAUAAGUUGCAGGGGUUUGAUGGCACAAGCGGGGAGCCAAGCCAACUCAGAGUUGCAGUAGUCCAGACGUGAGAGGACAAGUGCCUGGAUUAGGACCUGUGCCGCUUCCUGUGUAAGGUCGGGUCGUACUCUACGGAUGUUGUAGAGCAUGAACCUGCAGGAGCGAGUCACUGCUUUGAUGUUUGCAGAGAAUGACAGGGUGUUGUCCAGGGUCACGCCAAGGUUCUUUGCACUCUGGUAGGGCGACACUGUGGAGUUGUCAACCGUGAUGGAGAGCGUGCAGGCCUUCCCUGGGAGGAAGAGCAGCUUCGCCUUGUCGAGGUUAAGCCUGAAGUGGUGGGCCGACAUCUAAGUUGAGAUAUCUGCCAGGCACGCAGAAAAGCGUGUCACCACCUGGGUGUCAGAAGGGGGGAAGGAGAAAAGUAGUUGAGUGUCAUCUGCAUAGCAAUGAUAGGAGAGACCAUGUGAGGAUAUGACGGAGCUGAGUCACUUGGUGUAUAGAGAGAAGAGGAGAGGGCCUAGAACCGAGCCCUGGGGUACACCUGUAGUGAGAGUGCGUGGUGCAGACACAGAUCCUCUCCACGUCACCUGGUAGGAGCGACCUGCCAGGUAGGAUGCAAUCCAAGAGUGUGCAGAGCCUGAGACGCCCAACCCUGAGAGGGUGGAGAGGAGGAUCUGAUGGUUCACGGUGUCGAUGGCAGCGGAUAGAUCUAGGAGGAUGAGAACAGAGGAGAGAGAGUCAGCUUUGGCAGUGCGGAGAGCCUCCGUGACACAGAAAAGAGCACUCUCGGUUGAGUGACCCAUCUUGAAGCCUAACUGGUUAGGAUCAAGAAUAUUGUUCUGAGAGAGAUAACGAGAGAGUUGAUCAGACACAGCACGCUCAAAUGUUUUGUAAAGAAAAGGAAAGAAGGGAUGCAGGUCUAUAGUUUUUGACGUCAGAUGAGUCGAGUGUUUGUUUCUUGAGGAGAGGAGCGACUCGGGCCAUUUUGAAGUCUGAAGGGACGCAGCCAGUGUUACAUCACCAAUAUACUGUAGUACAUCACCAAUAUACUGUAGUACAUCUCCAAUAUACUGUAGUACAUCAUCAGUAAACUGUUGUACAGACCAUUGAACCAGUGUUGCCCCUUCAUCUCUCUGUCUCUCUGUCUAUGUCUAGAGAGAGGAUGGGGAAGAGCGGGGCGCAGGGAGAGGACGAGGAGACGAGAGAGACGCGAGAAGAGCGAGAUAUGAGAGCGAGAGAGAGCGAGAGGCUCGAGCGCGAGGAGCGAGAGAGAGAGCAGAGCUAGAGAGGGCAUCGAUAGCUCUCUAUAGAAUCUAUCUCUCUUAUCUCUCUAGAUCUAUCUAUCUUCUCUCUCUCUCUCUCUUCUCUCUCUCUCUCUUUCUCCUCUUCUCUCUCUCAGGGCUAUAAGCAUUCAGGUACCCUGCGUAGCUCCAGUAGUCCCCGUGGGGCGCGGACUCGCUCCCCGUCCCGAGGGAGAGCAGGGGAUAAGGAGGACAGGAGUCGGCAGAGUCGGAGGCAGGGAGGAGGAGGAGGAGGAGGAGGAGUGGGAGGAGGAGGAGGAGGAGCAGGAGGGUAGGACUGACUAUGGUUCAGAUAGAACCGUUGAUGCAAAGGACAAGGGCCAUAGCUCCAUUAGAGCAUGCUAUCUCUUUAUCUACAGCAGUGUCAGUUGUCACUUUGCAUGUCCCUCUCUGCUGUGACUCUAACAAUGCACCCAAUCCAAACUUGGAAUCUGCAUUAAUAAUUUGCACACAAAUCUCCCAUUAAUGGAUGGUUUUCACAGAAGUCCAAGUUAGCCAUGCGGACCUCAAGUUAGGAUCGGACCUACUGUGUAUGAGGGUUGUGUAUAGUAUAAGCCUUGUUCGAGCCAGAACGGCCCAUAGAGCAGGAUACUAUCACCUGUUUCUGUAGCGUGAAGGCGGGCACUCUAACCACAAGGCCACUGAGUUGGUUGUGUACUGUAAUGUAUGUGCUGUGUGCUGAACGCUGCCCCCCUCUGGCCAGGGCGGGGUCUGUCAGCAGCAGUACGGUUACGGCAGCAGGGGGCCAGCGGAGGCGUCUCUACAGCGCCGUCCCAGGACGUGUGUUUGUGGCCACGCGCUCCCACUCCGCCCAGGGAGACAGAGAGAUCAGUAUCAGCAAGGGAGACAAAGUCAAAGGUGUGUGUGUUUAGUGUGUCUGUGUCAGGGAAUGGGUGUGUGACUGUCUGGCUGGAUGUUUUUUUCAUGUGAAUUCAAAGUGUUUGUUAGCCUGGGUGCCAGCCUGAUACAUUUUGCUCAGGAGAUGAAAUGUUGAUGCUGGUACCAAGGCUAGGUCUCUGUCUGCUGAUGUGAGUGGUGUAUGUAUGAGUCUGUCUACUGGAUGUAGUCUACCUGUCUUAAUGAGAGUGUAAGGUCCUUGUAUGUUUUUGUCUUCAAUGUCUGCAGGUAUGAAUAUGUGUGUGUUUGUGAGUGAGUCUAAGGUGUUUCCAGGUAUGUAUGUCUUGGUGAGUAUGUAGAGAGGUUUGCAUGUCUGUUUGUGUGUGUUUACAUUCCUCUGUGUGUGUUUACAUGUUGUGGCUAUUUCCUUGUUCUUGUUUGUGCCUAUAUGUUGUUUCGUGUAUACUGACUGUGUGAGGUAAUGGCUCUGACGCGCGACACUCUUUCCUGUCCCCCCAUGCAGUGCUGAGUGUGGGCGAGGGAGGGUUCUGGGAGGGCACGGUUAAGGGACGGACCGGCUGGUUCCCCUCAGACUGCGUAGAGGAAGUGGCAGUCCGUAGCCAGGACAACCGCUCAGGUGAGUCCCUGACCACACACCUGCAGACACACACAGCGUGCCUCUCUCUCUCUCCCCUCUCAUUGGUCAGAAAAACACACACACUUACACACACAGCAGCGCUGGCUGCUACACACAGACACACAGGCAUAAAAACAACACAUUUAGCAGGAGGUCUACAGUUAGGUAGGAACACUGGGGAAAUACCACUAUAGACUCUCAGAGUGGUUAGAGAAGCAGAAGCGAGGUGUGGGUUGACAGGGAAGGAAGGUGCUACAGUAGUAGUAGUGGUGUCUGCCCACCACUAAGGCCUUAGGCUGCAGUAAUAAACACAGCUAUUGACUGUCUGGGAGUCUACAGCUGGUUUGACUGUGUCUGGAUACUCAAUAGAGAGAAGCUUACUGUAGAGGUUUAGGCUGUAGUCUAACAGGAUCUAGUGACUGUAGUGAUAGUGUUGGUCAGUGUUGCAGGCAGGCAGCCAUCAUGCUGAUAACACUGUGGUUGUGUGUUUUAGAGAGCCGCAGUGAGAAAGCCAAGAGACUGUUCCGCCAUUACACCGUGGGCUCCUACGACAGCUUUGACGCUCCCAGGUAAGGAUGGGGCUACUUUCUCUUUCUCUACACAGUAUCAUACUCAGAGAUCUACCUGGAAGUCAUUGGAUUGAGUGAUCUUGGCCUGGAUAUGCUUGGGGUAUGUUGGAGUGAGUUGGGUAGCUGUAAGAUGGGCUUUGGUAGAGUGAUCUACAGUGCUGUGUUGGGUUUGACUAUGGGUAAUAUACUGUAUAUUAACCUGAACUGUGUUGUCUGUGUGGAAGUGAUCCACUGGACUAUGAUUGGGUGAUCUACUCUACAAUGGAUUGUGAUUGGGUGAUCUACUGUAACAUGGAGCGUGAUUGGGUGAUCUACUGUAAGAUGGAUUGUGAUUGGGUGAUCUACUGUAACAUGGAGUGUGAUUGGGUGAUCUACUGUAAGAUGGAUUGUGAUUGGGUGAUACAGUGAGGGAAAAAAGUAUUUGAUCCCCUGCUGAUUUUGUACGUUUUCCCAUUGACAAAGAAAUUAUCAGUCUAUAAUUUUAAUGGUAGGUUUAUUUGAACAGUGAGAGACAGAAUAACAACAACAAAAUCCAGAAAAACGCAUGUCAAAAAUUGUAUAAAUUGAUUUGCAUUUUAAUGAGGGAAAUAAGUAUUUGACCCCUCUGCAAAACAUGACUUAGUACUUGGUGGCAAAACCCUUGUUGGCAAUCACAUAGGUCAGAUGUUUCUUGUAGUUGGCCACCAGGUUUGCACACAACUCAGGAGGGAUUUUGUCCCACUCCUCUUUGCAGAUCUUCUCCAAGUCAUUAAGGUUUCGAGGCUGACGUUUGGCAACUCGAACCUUCAGCUCCCUCCACAGAUUUUCUAUGGGAUUAAGGUCUGGAGACUGGCUAGGCCACUCCAGGACCUUAAUGUGCUUCUUCUUGAGUCACUCCUUUGUUGCCUUGGCCGUGUGUUUUGGGUCAUUGUCAUGCUGGAAUACCCAUCCACGACCCAUUUUCAAUGCCCUGGCUGAGGGAAGGAGGUUCUCACCCAAGAUUUGACGGUACAUGGCCCCGUCCAUCGUCCCUUUGAUGCGGUGAAGUUGUCCUGUCCACUUAGCAGAAAAACACCCCCAAAGCAUAAUGUUUCCACCUCCAUGUUUGACAGUGGGGAUGGUGUUCUUGGGGUCAUAGGCAGCAUUCCUCCUCCUCCAAACACGGCGAGUUGAGUUGAUGCCAAAGAGCUCCAUUUUGGUCUCAUCUGACCACAACACUUUCACCCAGUUCUCCUCUGAAUCAUUCAGAUGUUCAUUGGCAAACUUCAGACAGGCCUGUAUAUGUGCUUUCUUGAGCAGGGGGACCUUGCGGGCGCUGCAGGAUUUCAGUCCUUCACGGCGUAGUGUGUUACCAAUUGUUUUCUUGGUGACUAUGGUCCCAGCUGCCUUGAGAUCAUUGACAAGAUCCUCCCGUGUAGUUCUGGGCUGAUUCCUCACCGUUCUCAUGAUCAUUGCAACUCCACGAGGUGAGAUCUUGCAUGGAGCCCCAGGCCGAGAGUGUGCUCCUAAUCUCAGCUCGUUACCUGUAUAAAAGACACCUGGGAGCCAAAAAUCUUUCUGAUUGAGAGGGGGUCAAAUACUUAUUUCCCUCAUUAAAAUGCAAAUCAAUUUAUAACAUUUUUGACAUGCGUUUUUCUGGAUUUUUUUUGUUGUUAUUCUGUUUCUCACUGUUCAAAUAAACCUACCAUUAAAAUUAUAGACUGAUCAUUUCUUUGUCAGUGGGCAAACCUACAAAAUCAGCAGGGGAUCAAAUACUUUUCCCCUCCCUGUACACUGUGAUGUAAGCUGGGCUGGAAUUGAUCUCUUAUAAGUUGGACUGUGUUGGGGACUAUCUGCUACUCAAUGCUGGGCUGUCUACCUGAAGUUCCAUACAGUACUGGUCUGAUAUCUGAACUCCUGUAGACUGUCAUCUCUGUGUCCUCUACUGAUGUGCUGGUUGACUAUGUUGUUGUUGUUGUUGUUGUUGUUGACUUCCAGAUUGCUGCAUUGACACUUUGGAGUGUAACUCUGAAAAAUGUAUGCACUCACUAACUGUAAGUCGCUCUGGAUAAGAGCGUCUGCUAAAUGACUAAAAUGUAAAUGUAAUUAACACCUAGUAAUGUAAUGUCAUUCUCUUUAAUGUCAUGUUUUUGUGUGGUGGCUCAGAGAGGCUCUGUUAUGAGGCAAACCAACUUAAGGGUCCUAGACUUGGACAGGAUAAAGAGAGAAUUAUUUAUAAAGAAAUAAACACAUUAUAAAUCACAUGUAUUAUUUACACACAAUCCUUCUCCCCUGCCCGCUCGCUAUUACAGACAACACACACACAAACACAAUGCGCACACCACAAAAGCAUUCAUUAUUUACAUCAUUUCAUUUAGACUUACGUGCUCAACCAAGCGACGGACACCUAAAUGGAAACUCACACAUACGUUUAUACACACACAUCAUGGAUAUUUCAACAAAUGUACUCAUAUGAUAUAAAACUCCAGGUUGUUUGGUCAGUCUGUGGCUGGCUGGCUGCUCACUGCUAACUCACUGCUAACCUACCUUCGUACAAGUCUGUUUUUAUCAGAGCCCUAGUGUGGAUCCAUCUCACCUAUUCCCCUGAUUUUUUCCACUCCUCUAUAUUUGGCUUUGUCACCCCUUCCAUCUCUCUUUCUCUCUAUCGCUCCCUUUAUUUUUAUUCAGCACCGUUUUACUCACCCCCUGUACUUUUUAAUUUUCUCUCUAUCACCCUCUCUCCCCUGUGGUGUCUCCAUCUGGAGGACAGACAGUGAAGGGCACUCUAGAGGGAGAGAGGGAGAGAGGGAGCGAGGGAUGAACAGAGCAAGAAAGGAGGUGAAGAGAAGGAGAGAUUCUACAGUAUGUAGAAAUAGACAAAGAAGAAGAGAAAAUAGAUAGAGAAAACAGGAAAUAGACAUAAAUGAACAACCCCCCUUCCUCUCCCACUUUCUCCUCCUCACCUUUCAUUCCACUUUUAGAUGUUUUUAUAUUGACAGUAAAAGAUCUUGUACACCUCCUAGCCUGUCUAAUGAAGCAGGCUUUUACUGCUCUGACUAGCUGUGACAGUUUAACAAGGCUCGGUCGAGGGAUAGCAGUCAGAUAAAAUGAGAUGGCUUUUAAAUUGAUAUUGGGGAAAAGAAGAGUAACACAAUAACCAAACGGAAGUAGAGGCAAGACAGAGGAGAAGAUGCGAUAAGGGAAGAGGAUGUCUUGGCACACAGUAGUAUACCCUUUCACCAACUGGCGUCCCAUCUUGUAUCAAUCAAUUGCCGGGACAUUUCGCAUUGAAUGGGAGGUAUCCUAAAUUAUUUAAGAAUUAAUGUAUACGUCCUUACUUAGGGAAGGAAGGUUAAGGCAAGUUAGAUGAAGGAAGCGAAGCGAAUGGAAGUCAGUAAUUACGUAAUGAAGGAAAGUGAAGUGAAGGAAGGAAUGAAUGAAAGUCCGGAAGGAAGGCAGGACGGCAGUCAGUCAUUAAUGUCAGUAAUGUUUUACUUUCCGUUCUUCCUUACUCCUCCUCCUUUCCUUCCUUCUUACUAGGCUUACAUACAUACAAGCCUACCUCCUAUGUGCUCCUCAUCUCCCUGUGUCUCAGAGCCCAUGGCAGUGAACUCCCCUAGUAGCACACAUGACAACUUUUCUGGGGCAGCGGUCUGUGAAAUAGGGACAAGGAAGCACACACACAUUCUAGAGAAGAGGGUAUUAUUGCCCUCUAUCAGAAGAGGUGCAUUCAAAUCACAUUCUGGUGCACAUUGUACAUGUUUUACAUUAUAAGGGAACACUCAUGCACACAUUCACUCAUACACACAUGAUCACACUCAUGAGUCACACACACUAACAGAAACACACAUGACCACAUAAACAUGAGUCACACAUACUAACAUGACCAAACACCUGCCAACAUUCACUCUCUUGCCCCCUCCCCCUUGUACUCUCUCUCUCUCUCUCUGUCUCCCUCCCUCUCCCUCUCUCUCUCUCUCUCUCUCUCUCUCUCUCUCCCUCUCUCACACACACUCGCGGCCAUACACUAAAUUCACAGCGGUAUAGCUUAACAUGCAGAGAGAGAAACAAAAAGAGAGGGAGGGAAGGAGAGAGAGGAGAAGAACAGCAAGAGGCAGUGAAGGCAGAAAGGCACCAGAGAGAGGUAGGGGGAGAGAGAGGGGGAGAUUGAGCGAGAGGCAGGGAGGCAGAGAGGGAGGGAGUGAAAGGCGACAGAAGACAACAUCGACGUACAUCGAACGAAGCACUGACAGAGAUGAUGUGAGUGCCUUUUUAAAGAGAAUCUCUCUCGCUCUAAUUCUCUCUCUUCCUUUGCUGCUCAUCCCCAGCUGAAUCUCUUCUUCUUCCUGUCUGUCUUGAUGCAUCUCCUUCCUCUCGUUUCCCUCCCUCGCUCUCCUCUUUUCAUUCAUGCGCUCUGCUUUGUUUACAGACAAUGUGAGAAAGGAAAGAGGGGGAGAGGGGAGGGGACUGUGUGCAUGUGUGUGUGUUGAUUAAAGGCCAUGGGGUAGUUAAGAGUGAUUUAAGGGCAUGUAGGGUCACUGAAGUAGAGAGGAUGAAAGAGGUGGUAGGACAAAACAAGUGCAGAGAUGACAAAUGGGGAAAUGGUAGAGACGUGAGAUGGGAGGAAGACAGGUUGACAGGUGGUGAAAAGAGAUGGGAAUGAAGAGAUAAAAACAUGUGGAAAAAGAGAGAGAGAAUAUAGAAUUCAGGUGUUGUCCAUAUUUGGUUUAUUAAAGGUGCAAUGUGCCGAGAUCGCUCUGCCAUUUCCUGGUUGCUAAAAUUCAAAUAGUUCGCCUAAUUUCAGUUAAUGUGACAAAACAAGCAGUGCAUUGUGUAGAGAAUCAUUGUACCAUCUAAACCGCUGUGAAAUAGAUUUUAAAUAACCAAAAAUAUUGUACUUUCAGCUGCUUGUGUACAAAACCGAAAGUAAAAGACACUAAAAAAGAAACUUAAGAACGGGAAGCAUACAACUAGCGCACAUAGAACACAUCUACACGUUUCUUAGACUUGCUUUCAAUGAGAAUGACAGAUCAAUAGCUCACAUUUCUAUGUGAAUUUGAAUCUGAGAAUAAUUUGAUAAUAGAUAUCUAAAUACAUGAAUCAUCUAUCAUAAUGAUCAUAAAUAGUCUGUAUGCAUAUACAGUGGGGGGAAAAAGUAUUUAGUCAGCCACCAAUUGUGCAAGUUCUCCCACUUAAAAAGAUGAGAGAGGCCUGUAAUUUUCAUCAUAGGUACACGUCAACUAUGACAGACAAAUUGAGAAUUUUUUUCUCCAGAAAAUCACAUUGUAGGAUUUUUUAUGAAUUUAUUUGCAAAUUAUGGUGGAAAAUAAGUAUUUGGUCACCUACAAACAAGCAAGAUUUCUGGCUCUCACAGACCUGUAACUUCUUCUUUAAGAGGCUCCUCUGUCCUCCACUCGUUACCUGUAUUAAUGGCACCUGUUUGAACUUGUUAUCAGUAUAAAAGACACCUGUCCACAACCUCAAACAGUCACACUCCAAAGUCCACUAUGGCCAAGACCAAAGAGCUGUCAAAGGACACCAGAAACAAAAUUGUAGACCUGCACCAGGCUGGGAAGACUGAAUCUGCAAUAGGUAAGCAGCUUGGUUUGAAGAAAUCAACUGUGGGAGCAAUUAUUAGGAAAUGGAAGACAUACAAGACCACUGAUAAUCUCCCUCGAUCUGUGGCUCCACGCAAGAUCUCACCCCGUGGGGUCAAAAUGAUCACAAGAACGGUGAGCAAAAAUCCCAGAACCACACGGGGGGACCUAGUGAAUGACCUGCAGAGAGCUGGGACCAAAGUAACAAAGCCUACCAUCAGUAACACACUACGCCGCCAGGGACUCAAAUCCUGCAGUGCCAGACGUGUCCCCCUACUUAAGCCAGUACAUGUCCAGGCCCGUCUGAAGUUUGCUAGAGUGCAUUUGGAUGAUCCAGAAGAGGAUUGGGAGAAUGUCAUAUGGUCAGAUGAAACCAAAAUAUAACUUUUUGGUUAAAAACUCAACUCGUCGUGUUUGGAGGACAAAGAAUGCUGAGUUGCAUCCAAAGAACACCUUACCUACUGUGAAGCAUGGGGGUGGAAACAUCAUGCUUUGGGGCUGUUUUUCUGCAAAGGGACCAGGACGACUGAUCCGUGUAAAGGAAAGAAUGAAUGGGGCCAUGUAUCGUGAGAUUUUGAGUGAAAACCUCCUUCCAUCAGCAAGGGCAUUGAAGAUGAAACGUGGCUGGGUCUUUCAGCAUGACAAUGAUCCCAAACACACCGCCCGGGCAACGAAGGAGUGGCUUCGUAAGAAGCAUUUCAAGGUCCUGGAGUGGCCUAGCCAGUCUCCAGAUUUCAACCCCAUAGAAAAUCUUUGGAGGGAGUUGAAAGUCUGUGUUGCCCAGCGACAGCCCCAAAACAUCACUGCUCUAGAGGAGAUCUGCAUGGAGGAAUGGGCCAAAAUACCAGCAACAGUGUGUGAAAACCUUGUGAAGACUUACAGAAAACGUUUGACCUGUGUCAUUGCCAACAAAGGGUAUAUAACAAAGUAUUGAGAAACUUUUGUUAUUGACCAAAUACUUAUUUUCCACCAUAAUUUGCAAAUAAAUUCAUAAAGAAUCCUACAAUGUGAUUUUCUGGAUUUUUUUUUCUCAUUUUGUCUGUCAUAGUUGACGUGUACCUAUGAUGAAUAUUACAGGCCUCUCUCAUCUUUUUAAGUGGGAGAACUUGCACAGUUGGUGGCUGACUAAAUACUUUUUUUCCCCACUGUAUGAGUUGUGAAAACAUUGUGAUUGUGAUUACAGGAUGCAAGCCUCAGCAGUUCAGAACAACAGUCAGUGCAUUAUACAGUAUCUCCCUAUCUGGAGUGAAUUACGGUAAGGGAGAGGAGUCAAACAGAACAUGGCCUUAACUCAUCCAAAAUGCAUCCAUUCUUAUGAAUGGAGAAUCAUAACUGAGGAGGAAAACAGUGAUAGACAGACUCAGUGAAUACCACUCAGAGAGAUAUACAUACAGAGAUGGAAGAAAAGGUUAGAGAGAGAGAGAAAGAAAGAGAGCGAGAGAGAGAGAGAUAAAAUGUGUUUUGUGUUUAUGUGAACGUUUUUUUGAGUGUGUGUGUUGUGUGUGUUUUGAGCCGUGUGUGUGAUGGUGUGUUUGUGUUGUGUGUUUGUGUUGUGUGGUAGUGGGUGUGUGGUGUGUGUUUGAGUGUGUGUGUGUGUGUGUGUGUUGGGUUGUGGUGUGUGGUGUGUGUGUGUGUGUGUGUCCUGGGUGUGUGUGGGUGUGUGUGUGUGUUUUUGGUGUGUGCGUCUGUACGUCUGUUUUUCUCUUAUAUUCUGUUCGUGUAUGAAAUAGUCAGAUACUCAGCAAACAAAACCUGAUCAACUCUUGCCCCGCUUCUACUCUCCCCUCUCUUAAAAUUACCUCAUUCUCUCUCGUGGGAUGAGGAAGAAAGAGAACAAACAGAAAGAACGAAAAAAAUAAAGAAUUAUAGCUAGUUAUAAGAUCCAGAUAGAUAGAAUAUUCUAUCUCUCGUGUCGCAGUCACAGUGAAACCAUAUUAUGCAUCUCUUUUCUAUACUGCUACACUCGUUCUCUUCUGUAUGUCGUAAGUAUGAAGGGGAUGGGGGAGAUGAGAGGAAAGGGCAGAGAGAGAUAGAAAAGGGAUGGAGAAGAAAGAGGAAAGAAAAGACAUCGGAUAGAGGCUCGUUACUCCUCUGCUCUUCAGCGGAAGACGAGAAGGAGGCGGAGGAGGGGAGGGGGGCGGGCCGGCGAAUAUGCUCAAACCGGGACCUUCCCUCCGUUUACCGCAAGCGCGGGGGUAUGCCAUAUUUCUGUCCGCGGAUUCCCCUUUAUUACCCGCCGUUUCACCCGUCUAGCUGAGGGCCAUAGCUUUGUGGGCUGCGGACUCGAUCGGGAGAGGUUAUGGGAACAAUGGAGGCGUGAGGGAGCCGGAGGGGAGGGAAUUGAUCUGACGACAUAAGAGACCUAUCUCUUCUGGCGUUCGAUUAGUAGGCCCCAUGAAUCGGAGGUCUGGUUCAUUUACAGGUACUGGGGUUUUUGAUUUUAGAAAGGGGAGAAGGGCAUUGAGGAGCAGAGGGCAUGCGUGAGAGGAGGGAGGGGGAGGGGGGGAGGGAUAGAGGAGGAGAGAGAGAGAGAGAGAAGAAGAAUGUGGACAUGGAUGUAGAUGGAGUGAUUAGGAAGAAUGAUAGAUAGACAGAUGGGAUGUGUUGCAAAUGAUGAGAAUGUGAGUGGUCAAGUGUGUGUGUGUGUGUGUGUGUGAUUGUGGAGUGAGCGUGGUGUUGUAGUGAGGAAGGAGAGAAGCAAUGCACAGCACGGUACCGUUUAACGGUGAACGUUAAAGACUAGCUUCUGUCUAAAGAGAACAGGAAGAGAGGGAAGAAGACACGCGAGGAAAGAGAAAGAGAAAGAGCAAAGAGAAAGAGAAGAGACAGAGAAGAAGAAAAGAGAACGAAGAAGUAAUAAAGAGCAAGAGAAGAGAACGAGAAGAGAAAGAGACGAGAGAGAGAAGAUGAAGGAAGAAAGCAUAGCAGAGAAAUAGCAUAUAAGCUAAGUAUAAGCUAUAGAAUAGCAGUCAUAUACUGCGAAGAGAAUCUCUAUAUAUUCCUCUACUCUCCUCUACGAUAAUCUCGUGUUGUCGUAUGUUUCUUUCAGUAGCAACACUGUAGGACACAACUGUCUGAUAAUUGUGACUUCUCUCAUCUGCAGAAUGCGUGUGUGUCGGGUUUGUGCGGUUUAUGUGAUGAGUGUGUAUCUGGGUUUGUGUGUACGGUCUGUGGAGCUGUUGUGAUUGAGAACAAGGUAUAGGAGGCAGAUCUAUAACAUGAUUCCCGAUAGUUGCGCUGCUUCAACGUGUCUGCAUUAUGGGGUGUGUUAUCAAUGUGGCACCUGUGUAUGAUGUCCAAACAUUAGUGUGCCUGUCCUGGUCUAAGAGGAUAAGAAGUUAGUUUGAGGGGGGCAUGACAUGCCGUGUCAUGUGUGGCAGUCCCAUGGUAUGCUGCCUUCUAGAUUAUGUUACCAAUACUGAGAGGCAGAGCCUGGGACGAUAAACCGACAACAGAUCACUUAACGCAGGCAUUUUUGCUGUUAUCGUUCAUGAAGAAUAAGGAGCCUAUACUAGAAAAUUGUGAAGUUUGAAAUGCAAUAGGGGUGGACUUUGUUAAUGGGGGGGGCACACCCCUUAUGCGAUAACUGGGGUUUGUGUGUUUUAGAGAGCCGCAGUGAGAAAGCCAAGAGACUGUUCCGCCAUUACACCGUGGGCUCCUACGACAGCUUCGACGCUCCCAGGUAAGGAUGGGGCUACUUUCUCUUUCUCUACACAGUAUCAUACUCAGAGAUCUACCUGGAAGUCAUUGGAUUGAGUGAUCUUGGCCUGGAUAUGCUUGGGGUAUGUUGGAGUGAGUUGGGUAGCUGUAAGAUGGGCUUUGGUAGAGUGAUCUACAGUGCUGUGUUGGGUUUGACUAUAGUUAAUAUACUGUAUAUUAACCUGAACUGUGUUGUCUGUGUGGAAGUGAUCCACUGGACUAUGAUUGGGUGAUCUACUGUACGAUGGAUUGUGAUUGGGUGAUUUACUCUAACAUGGAGUGUGAUUGGGUGAUCUACUGUAAGAUGGAUUGUGAUUGGGUGAUCUACUGUAACAUGGAGUGUGAUUGGGUGAUCUACUGUAAGAUGGAUUGUGAUUGGGUGAUCUACUGUAACAUGGAGUGUGAUUGGGUGAUCUACUGUAACAUGGAGUGUGAUUGGGUGAUCUACUGUAACAUGGAGUGUGAUUGGGUGAUAUACUGUGAUGUAAGCUGGGCUGUAAUUGAUCUCUUAUAAAUUGGACUGUGUUGGGGACUAUCUGCUACUCAAUGCUGGGCUGUCUACCUGAAGUUCCAUACAGUACUGGUCUGAUAUCUGAACUCCUGUAGACUGUCAUCUCUGUGUCCUCUACUGAUGUGCUGGUUGACUAUGUUGUUGUUGUUGUUGUUGUUGUUGACUUCCAGAUUGCUACAUUGACACUUUGGAGUGUAACUCCUCUCAUUAACACUUAGUAAUGUAAUGUCAUUCUCUUUAAUGUCAUGUUUUUGUGUGGUGGCUCAGAGAGGCUCUGUUAUGAGGCAAACCAACUUAAGGGUCCUGGACUUGGACAAAGAGAGAAUUAUUUAUAAAAAAAUAAACACAUUAUAAAUCACAUGUAUUAUUUACACACAAUCCUUCUCCCCUGCCCGCUCACUAUUACAGACAACACACACACAAACACAAUGCGCACACCAGAAAAGCAUUCAUUAUUUAUUUAUUUAUCAUUUCAUUUAGACUUACGUGCUCAACCAAGCGACGGACACCUAAAUGGAAACUCACACAUACGUUUAUACACACACAUCAUGGAUAUUUCAACAAAUGUACUCAUAUGAUAUAAAACUCCAGGUUGUUUGGUCAGUCUGUGGCUGGCUGGCUGCUCACUGCUAACUCACUGCUAACCUACCUUCAUACAAGUCUGUUUUUAUCAGAGCCCUAGUGUGGAUCCAUCUCACCUAUUCCCCUGAUUUUUUCCACUCCUCUAUAUUUGGCUUUGUCACCCCUUCCAUCUCUCUUUCUCUCCCUUAAUUUUUAUUCAGCACCAUUUUACUCACCCCCUGUACUUUUUAAUUUUCUCUCUAUCACCCUCUCUCCCCUGUGGUGUUUCCAUCUGGAGGACAGACAGUGAAGGGCACUCUAGAGGGAGCGAGGGAGCGAGGGAUGAACAGAGCAAGAAAGGAGGUGAAGAGAAGGAGAGAUUCUACAGUAUGUAGAAUUAGACAAAGAAGAAGAGAAAAUAGAUAGAGAAAACAGGAAAUAGACAUAAAUGAACAACCCCACUUCCUCUCCCACUUUCUCCUCCUCACCUUUCAUUCCGCUUUUAGAUGGAAGAUGUUUUUAUAUUGACAGUAAGAGAUCUUGUACACCUCCUGGUCUGUCUAAUGAAGCAGGCUUUUACUGCUCUGACUAGCUGUGACAGUUUAACAAGGCUCGGUCGAGAUAGCAGUCAGCUAAAUGAAUGGCUUAAAUUGAUAUUGUGGCACAGCGAUUACAUUAACAAGGAGUAGAGGAAGAGGAGAAGAUGAUCAGGGAGAGAUAUUGUCCCUCUAUACCCUUUCACCCCUGGCGUCCAUCUUUAUCACUCCAUUCCUCCUUUCUCCCUAUUUGUUCUUAUCCUCCUUCCUUCCUUCCUUCCUUCCUUCCUUCCUUGUUCUCUUCUUCCAUCCAUACAAGCCUCCCUCCUCUGUGCUUCUUCGCUCCCUGUGUCUCAGAGCCCAUGGCAGUGAACUCCCCUAGUAGCACACAUGACAACUUUUCUGGGGCAGCGGUCUGUGAAAUAGGGACAAGGAAGCACACACACAUUCUAGAGAAGAGGGGAUUAUUGCCCUCUAUCACAAGAGGUGCAUUCAAAUCACAUUCUGGUGCACAUUGUACAUGUUUUACAAUUAUAAAGGGAAAACACCAUUCAACACAUUCACUCAUACAAACAUGACCACACACUCAUGAGUCACACACACUAACAGAAACACACAUGACCACAUAAACAUGAGUCACACAUACUAACAUGACCAAAACACCUGCAAACAUUCACUCUCUUGCACCACGGCCUCGAGUUCUCCAGAAGAGGCGAGCGAGAGCGAGCGCGCGAGAGAGGCGACGACUGGCGAGAUAGUGAGAGGCGACGCUGUCUCUAUAGAUCGCUCCUCUUCUCAUCUCCCCUCUCUCUUCUCUCCUCUCUCUCUCUCCCAUCCUCUCCCUCUCCCUCUCUCUCUCUCUCUCUCUCUCUCUCACACACACGCGCGGCCAUUACACUAAAUUCACAGCGGUAUAGCUUAACAUGCAGAGAGAGAAACAAAAAGAGAGGGGAUGUGAAGGAGAGAGAGGAGAAGAACGGCAAGAGGCAGUGAAGGCAGAAAGGCACCAGAGAUAGGUAGGGGGGAGAGAGAGGGGGAGAUUGAGCGAGAGGCAGGGAGGCAGAAGGGGAGGGAGUGAAAGGCGACAGAAGACAACAUCGACGUACAUCGAACGAAGCACUGACAGAGAUGAUGUGAGUGCCUUUUUAAAGAGAAUCUCUCUCGCUCUAAUUUCUCUCUUCCUUUGCUGCUCAUCCCCAGCUGAAUCUCUUCUUCUUCCUGUCUGUCUUGAUGCGUCUCCUUCCUCUCGUUUCCCUCCCUCGCUCUCCUCUUUUCAUUCAUGCGCUCUGCUUUGUUUACAGACAAUGUGAGAGAGGAAAGAGGGGGAGAGGUGAGGGGACUGUGUGCAUGUGUGUGUGUUGAUUAAAGGCCAUGGGGGAGGGGGGGUGGGGUAGUUAAUAGUGAUUAAAGGCCAUGGGGGAGGGGGGGUGGGGUAGUUAAUAGUGAUUAAAGGCCAUGGGGGAGGGGGGGGUGGGGUAGUUAAGAGUGAUUUAAGGGCAUGUAGGGUCACUGAAGUAGAGAGGAUGAAAGAGGUGGGAGGACAAAACGAGUGCAGAGAUGACAAAUGGGGAAAUGGUAGAGAGGUGAGAUGGGAGGAAGACAGGUUGACAGGUGGUGAAAAGAGGUAGGAGAUGGGAAUGAAGAGAUAAAACAUGUCGAAAAAGAGAGAGAAUAUUGAAUUCAGGUGUUGUCCAUAUUUGGUUUAUUAAAGGUGCAAUGUGCCGAGAUCACUCUGCCAUUUCCUGGUUGCUAAAAUUCGAAUAGUUCGCCUAAUUUCAGUUCAUGUGACAAAACAAGCAGUUCAUAGUGUAGAGAAUCAUUAUACCAUCUAAACCGCUGUGAAAUAGAUUUUAAAUAACCAAAAAUAUUGUAUUUUCAGCUGUUUGAAGCUUGUGUACAAAACCGAAAGUAAAAGACGCUAAAAAAGAAACUUAAGAACGGGAAGCAUACAACUAGCGCACAUAGAACACAUCUACACGUUUCUUAGACUUGCUUUCAAUGAGAAUGACAGAUCAAUAACUCACAUUUCUAUGUGAAUUUGAAUCUGAGAAUAAUUUGAUAAUAGAUAUCUAAAUACAUGAAUCAUCUAUCAUAAUGAUCAUAAAUAGUCUGUAUGCAUAUAUGAGUUGUGAAAACAUUGUGAUUGUGAUGACAGGAUGCAAGCCUCAGCAGUUCAGAACAACAGUCAGUGCAUUAUACAGUAUCUCCCUAUCUGGAGUGAAUUACGGUAAGGGAGAGGAGUCAAACAGAACAUGGCCUUAACUCAUCCAAAAUGCAUCCGUUCUUAUGAAUGGAGAAUCAUAACUGAGGAGGAAAACAGUGAUAGACAGACUCAGUGAAUACCGCUCAGAGAUAUACAUACAGAGAUGGAAGAAAAGGUUAGAGAGAGAGAGAAAGAAAGAGAGAAAGAGAGCGAGAGAGAGAGAGAAAGAAUGUGUUUUGUGUGUAUGUGAAUGUUUGUUUGAGUGUGUGUGUGUGUGUGUGUGUGUGUGUGUGUUUGUGUGUGUGUGUGCGUCUGUGUGUGUGUGUGUGUGUGUGUGUGCGUCUGUGCGUCUGUUUUCUCUUUAUAUUCUGUUGGUGUAUGAAAUAGUCAGACACCAGCAAACAAACCUGAUCACCUCUUGCCCCGCUCUUACUCCCCCUCUUAAAAUUACCUCAUUUCUCUCUCCCUUUUUAUGCUAAACCAUCUCACUCCCCCUCCCUCACUCACACGCUCCCUCCUUCUCUCUCUCUUUCUCCUCUCCCUCUCUCUCUCUCUCUCUCUCUCUCUCUGUGUCGCAGUCACAGUGAACCAUCUCCAUCUCUCUCCUGCUCCCUCGUUCUCUCUCUGUCUGUCUUAAGUAUGAAGGGGCUGGGAGAGCUAGGCCCUUGCUCUCUCUCUCUCCAUUGCUUUCUCCUCCUCUCCUCCCCUCCCUCGGCUCGUACUCGCUGCUCUCUCGCUGGAAGACGAGAAGGAGGAGGAGGAGGGGGGGGGAAAUGGCGAUGGGGGGAUGCGGCGAGGAGGAUCUCUCCCUCUCCCUCUCUUCUUCCUGGCCGUCGCUAGGCCCCAUGAAUAGGAGUGUCUGGUUCAUUUACAGGUACUGGCUGUUUUUGAUUUCUCACUGGUCGCAGGGCUUGAGGAUAGAGGGAUGGUGAGAGGGAGGGAGGGAUAGAGGGAGGGAGAGAGAGAGAGAGAAGCAUGCAUGUGGACAUGGAUGGUAGACUGGAGUGAUUAGGAAGACAGAUGGGAUGUGUUGCAAUGCAUGAGCCUGUGCGUGCGUCCGUGUGUGUGUGUGUGUGUGUGUGUAGUGAGGAAGGAGAGACGCAUGCACAGCCCGGUACCGUUACCGGUAACGUUACAGCCUAGCUUUGUCUCCAUGUACAUUAAUCGCUGUCUCUCCCUCUCCCUCCCCUCCCCUCUCCCUCUCCCUCUCCCUCUCCCUCCUCUCCUCUCCUCUCCUCUCCUCUCCUCUCCUCUCCUCUCCUCUCCUCUCCCUCUCCUCUCCCUCCUCUCCUCUCCUCUCCUCUCCUCUCCUCUCCUCUCCUCUCCUCUCCUCUCCUCUCCUCUCCUCUCCUCUCCUCUCCUCUCCUCUCCUCUCCUCUCCUCUCCUCUCCUCUCCGUGUCUGUAUGUCUUCUUUCAGUAGCAACACUGUACUGACACAACUGUCUGAUAAUUGCUGCUUCUCUCAUCUGCAGAAUGCGUGUGUGUCGUGUUUGUGGGUUUAUGUGUGAGUGUGUAUCUGGGUCUUUGUGUGUAACGGUCUGUGAGCUGUUGUUGAUUGAGAACAAGGUAUAGGAGGCAGAUCUAUAACAUGUAUUCCCGCUAGUUGCGCUGCUUCAACUGUGUCUGCAUAUGGUGUGUGUUAUCAAUGUGUGCACCUGUGUAUGUGUCCAAACAUUAGUGUGCAUGUGGUAUAAGAGGAUAAGAAGUAGUUUGAGGGGUGCAUGACAUGCCGUGUCAUGUGUGGCAGUCCCCAUGGCUAUGCUUCUAGAUUAUGUUACCAAUACUUAUAGCAGAGCUGGGACGAUAAACCGACCAUACCGAUCACUUAACGCAGGCAUUUUGCUGUUAUCGUUCAUUACGAUAAGUAGCCUAUACUAGAAAAUUUUGAAGUUUGAAAUGCUAAUAUGGGUGAUUGUUAAUGGGACAACCAUCAAACUAGUAGUAGUAGUUUAAAGGAUCAUUAAAUAAAACUGUGGUGACAUUAAUGUUAUAAACUCAUCAUUCUAUUUAUCGGUAUCAGAUCAAUUCAGGCAAUUUAUCGUGAUAUGGAGUUUUGUCCACAUCACCCAGCUCUAACUUAUAGAUUGUGUUGCAUGGAUCAGUUACUUUGGAGAUACAGUAGGUAUGUAUGUUGGAGAUAGAUAUAUUGGAGAAACAUGGUUAGAUGAUUGUGUUGUGUUAUUACGGUAUGCACAACCUUGAGUUGGUGACAGACUUGAUGACAGGGGAGCUUGUGUUAGUAUAGAUACCACUGGGCUGCAGUCCAGGGGAAUAUUAGUGUGGGGAACCUAACCAACCCAACAAACCCUUAGGUGUGCCGGGGUCUGGAAUGAGACCUUAUUCCCUAUAUAGAUCCCAUGCAUCUCUGAUCAACAGUAGUGCACUAGGCUAUAUUAUGAGGAAGAAGGUGUCAUUACAGAUGGAUACAGUCCAUGAUUGUGUGGUGCUCAUUGGUUCAUGCUGGCAAAUGACUGUAUUUAAGUGAGUUGCUAUGCCAGUGACUGUAUUUAAGUGUGUUGCUAUGCCAGUGACUGUAUUUAAGUGAGUUGCUAUGCCAGUGACUGUAUUUAAGUGAGUUGCUAUGCCAGUGACUGUAUUUAAGUGAGUUUCUAUGCCAGUGACUGUAUUUAAGUGAGUUGCUAUGCCAGUGACUGUAUUUAAGUGAGUUGCUAUGCCAGUGACUGUAUUUAAGUGAGUUGCUAUGCCAGUGACUGUAUUUAAGUGAGUUGCUAUGCCAGUGACUGUAUUUAAGUGAGUUGCUAUGCCAGGGGAGGGGACUGCAUGAUAGAAGCAGAGGGGUGGGGCUUGGAGUAUAGUCAAGCAACAUACACUAUGGAAACAUUAUUACAGGUAAACAGUAUGUUGUAUGUCUAUAUAUAUCAUAUUAUUAUGAUUAUUCAUACAGUAUGACAGUAUGUAGAUCGAUUUAUUCAUAGACAUAGAAAAAGAAGUGAGAAGGGGGCAAGCAACUGGGAGGACUAAAGAGAGAGAGAGAGAGAGAGAGAGAGAGAGAUGAACAGAUGGAAUUGGCUGGGACUAUUGUAGGGGGCACAGUAGGAUUAUCAGCAUGUGGGUACAGUAUGUUACAGUAGAGACAGUAUCUAUAGAACACCUGACUAACUGACUGGCUGUUUCCAUUCACACUCCCUCCCAUCAUACUGCCUGACUCACUGCUGGACCACAUGCAUCACUCAUUGACUUACUGAUUCAUUGACUGAAUGGGAAACUGAAUGGACUUCUGGAUUGCAUAAUUCAGUAGCUGGCUUGCUGAUUCACUGACUCAGUGACACACUAGCUGGUUGAAUGUUUGGAUGACUGGUGUACUAACUAAACUAGGUCAUCCAAAGGGGAUCAAGUGACUGACAUGCAGGUUCUUGUGGGUAUUCUUACUUCUUCUGUGGUCUUUCCAUGAUAGCUCCGUGUACUAUAGUUAGAUAGCAACUGGAAACUGCCAAUUAUCGUCAUCUCCCAUACUCAUUAUCCCCUGUUUAUUCAUGAGGCUAUUUUAGCGAGGCAGACAAACAUAACCUAACUGCCAUUGUAUCUCUUUAUUGGCUCUACAUGUGAGGAUUCUUAUUGUUCUUCUUUGGAUGACAACUUCUGUGCCAUUAGAGCGCCUAGCUUUGCAUACAUUGCUCUCUUCCAGUGUAGUCAGACCUCUCUAUAUUACACCAGCUAGCUCCUACGUCCAGUAGCUUGUUGCUCAGGCAACCGCCACUAUCAUAUAUAGCCUAGCAUCUUAGAGAGUGAGGUUCUAGAACAACAUCUCUGGUCUUUCUGUCAACCAACUCAGCGCAAUCUUACUGUACCUCGCCUAGUUGCCAACCCAAAGCUGCCAACCGAGCCCCUGGUCUGGUGCAUUAUGUCAUCAGCUGACCCCUGACCCCAGAGAGGACACAGGAAAUACAAACCCACUGCCCAGCUCUGGGGAGCCGAGUCAGGGCGGAGUCAGUUAAAUGUAUUCAUUCAUGUGCUUUAAAAAUUUGCCCUCAUUUCAGAAGGUCCCUGAACCCUCCCACCUCCCUCUCUCUCCCAGGAUUAAGGCUCCCUCCUGGUGCAGUGUGCAGGGGUGGAUACCUAUCUCCUAUCUCUCUCUCACACGCUCAAUCUCUCUCUCUCUCCUUCCUGCCGUCCUCUUUCUUCCUCUCCUUUUUUUAAUGUAUCUCAUGUUAUCUCUCUAACUGUCUCUCCCCAUCUCUCUCUUAGUGACUAUAUCAUCAAGGAGAAGACAGUGCUUCUGCAGAAAAAAGACAGUGAGGGUUUUGGCUUUGUGCUGAGAGGAGCCAAGGGUAAGGAAAUACGUGCGCUCAGCUGUUGAUAGAUAUACAGACAGGCCUUUAAUGAACAGGCACACACACACACACACACGCACGCGAACACAGACGAACACACUUGGACAGUCUCACUGUGCUGCAUCUAUUUCAUCAGUCUAGUUAUUACAGUCGUUAUGACAUAAUGUUUGUGACCCCUCAGCUCAGACUCCCAUCGAGGAGUUCACCCCCACCCCAGCCUUCCCAGCACUGCAGUACCUGGAGUCUGUCGACGAGGGAGGCGUGGCCUGGAGAGCCGGUCUGAGAAUGGGAGACUUCCUCAUUGAGGUGUGUGCUGCUGGGGCAUGAUGGGAGCUGUAGUUGGAUUCUUCACAAUUACUGUUAUUCGGAAAAAUCACAUGGACUUCCCUUCUUCUUCUUCUUCUUCUUCUUCUUCUUCUUCUUCUUCUUCUUCUUCUUCUUCUUCUUCUUCUUCCCCUCUAUUUCUCUCUCCCUCCCCCUCUCAGGUGAAUGGUCAGAAUGUGGUGAAGGUGGGCCACAGGCAGGUGGUCAACAUGAUCAGGCAAGGUGGAAACGCCCUCAUGGUCAAGGUUGUCAUGGUAACACGCAACCCUGAUAUGGAGGAUGGCCAAAGAAAGAAAAGUAAGAGACAACACAGGGUCUGGAACUAUGACGAUGAUGAUGAUGAUGAUGAUGAUGAUGAGUAUGAGGACGAUGACGAGGAUGAUGAUGCUUUCCUUUCUCCACAGUCCCCCAGCAGAGUAAAAGACUAAGCACCCCAGCCAUCGCUCUGCGCUCCAAAUCCAUGACCUCAGAACUGGAGGAGAUGGGUAAGACAUGGGGGAGACAGGUUGGGUUCUGGGUAGUGAAUGAAAGAGAGAAGGACAGAGGAGGAAAGGGAGACCAGGAAUAUAAAGAGAGCGAAAGAGCUAGCACAUAUAGAAGGAAUACAAAGGAUCUAUAACAGAGGGAGAUGUAAGCCUGGAGAUUGAUAGAGAGAAGUGAUGAGAAGAGAAGGUGAAGACAGGAGGGAUGGGUAGAGCUAAAGAUACAUGAAGAGAAAAAAGCGAGAGAGCCCUAAAAAAGAAAGAACUCACUGGGCACAGACGUCAAUUCAACGUCUAUUCCACGUUGGUUCAACGUAAUUUCAUCGAAAUGACGUGGGAAAAAACAUUGAUUCAACUAGUGUGUGCCCAGUGGGAAAGGAAAGGCAAAAGCGGAUGCAAAGUCACAGAGAGGUAUGCUGUGAUGGAGAGGGGGAAGCAAGAGAGGCAGAGAAGUGCCACUGUUAUAUACUGCCAUUGAGUGUCCCAGGAAAAGUGGUUAGAACCUUAAGGGUGACAGCACAGCAUUGUUAGGGUACCAACAUGGAUGAGAGUCUCAAUGCAUUUCACUGUUCUUUCAGAGGUUCCACACUGUCACUUCCAGCACCCCCACUACAGGUAACCCCCCAAACAAUGUCCUCACCCACCCCCUGAUCCUUCUCACUUCUCUUACCCCCUGACCCCCUUUACCCCCCAGCCUCCAGCCGUCAGCCCUAUAACCCUAGCACCCCCAGACCAGUCCCACGUCUCCACAAACAGACCUACACUGGCUGAGUGUGUUGUUGCCAGGGUAACACUGCAGGGGGUGGGUGUCACUCGGAGGGAGACUACUGUAGCUGCUGCUGUGGUCUCUACUGAGCAUGCUCACUGGGCCCAUGAUGAUGAUUUAUGGGAGCAGAUCAUAUGAGAGGCAAGCGGGAGCCUCUGAGGAUUCCCUAUCUGAUCCUAGGUCAGAUUCCAGCUCAUUCCAAUAGACUCCCACAUGUCACUCUCCCUUACAUUACUCCUGUCCUCAAUACACACUGCUUAUUAUCUCCUGAAGUGGAGAGCCAAGAUAGGAUCCAGAUGGUUGGGUAGCUACUAGCUCACUGUACCCCUGACUAUCCCCUCAUCACCACUCUCUGUGGUCCAACCCCCCUGACUAUCCCCUCAUCACCCCUCUCUGUGGUCCAACCCCCCUGACUAUCCCCUCAUCACCCCUCUCGUGAUCCAACCCCCCUGACUAUCCCCUCAUCACCCCUCUCUGUGGUCCAACCCCCCUGACUAUCCCCUCAUCACCCCCUCUCUGUGGUCCAACCCCCCUGACUAUCCCCUCAUCACCCCUCUCUGUGGUCCAACCCCCCUGACUAUCCCCUCAUCACCCCUCUCUGUGGUCCAACCCCCUGACUAUCCCCUCAUCACCACUCUCUGUGGUCCAACCCCCCCUGACUAUCCCCUCAUCACCCCUCUCUGUGAUCCAACCCCCCUGACUAUCCCCUCAUCACCCCUCUCUGUGGUCCAACCCCCCCUGACUAUCCCCUCAUCACCCCUCUCUGUGGUCCAACCCCCCUGACUAUCCCCUCAUCACCCCUCUCUGUGGUCCAACCCCCCUGACUAUCCCCUCAUCACCCCUCUCUGUGGUCCAACCCCCAACCCCCCUGACUAUCCCCUCAUCACCCCUCUCUGUGGUCCAACCUCCCUGACUGACUGAUUGACACACAGCAUGAGUACCCGCCCCCACAGACACCCCCUGCCCUGCCCUGAUCUCCCCUCACCUGUAAACCAAUGAUCACUACCCCUAUAGUAUGUAACACCCCAAACCUACACUACACUAAUGUUGCAACCCCUUGUCCCACUACUACACAAACCUUAAUACUGUAACAGCAGUAUAUAUACUGUAUAACCCCACACAUACAUAACCCCUGACAAGGGAGAUAAUACAACUAUACCCUCCAUAUUUAAUGCAUAACCAUACAGUAGAUAUAUUUGUAUUAUUUAAUCUUCAUAAACAAACAUAUACUAUAAAGAUCUCUUUUCAUACAAAAGUCUGUCCUGCAACUGUUCUUUAUGGAUCAACUUCCGCUCCUCAUUCCAUAAGCGUGUUCUCUAAAGCAGAAUGCGUGAUCGAGCCAUAUCAGCCUCUGCCAUAUGCUUAUUCUAAUGCCAUGAAUGAAUAUAGCUCCCUCUGACAAUGCCCAUUAAACUAUCUCACCCUCUAUGUUUGGUGCAGUGUCCCAGUUCACCUAGAAGUCACACUGCAAGAUAGCACCAGCACGUAUUAUAACAUGGACAUGAUAUCACACCCUUACCUGAGUUCUUCAGCAUUGUUUUAACAGCACCUUUCUAUUCUAAAGCAGUAGCCUAAGCGUCGAUUAGAAGGCUAAUGACAGUAUGCUAUCUUUCUUUUUACUGGAAAGUUGUUAUACAGUUAUUACACACAGUGUUGUUUUCUAAACUUUCCUACCACUCACCACCUCUAAAAACGUUGUCCCCACAAUACACAAAUUCACACACUCACAGGGGGCUGUUUGAACACCUCUCUAAAACCGUCUGUAGAACCCUAUGGUCUACUCACGGUCGUGUUCAGUGUUUUAACCACUAACUCUGUCUUUCCUCUGAACUCGCUGCACUUCCCUGUGGUGGGGACGCUUCACAGUGGAGAGAGGUGAGAGACAUCUCCAAGCUGUUGUGUGUGUGUGUGUGUGUGUGUGUGUGUGGUGUGUGUGUGUGUGUGUGUGUGUGUGUGUGUGUGUGUGUGUGUGUGUGUGUGUGUGUGUGUGUGUGUGUGUGCAUGCAAGUGUGCAUGCGUGUGUACGCAAAGAGGACACAGACACCUCUGAUUGCAGCACACAUAGCAAUAUGAGUAUUACUUAUUACAAUGAUGGUGUAACCGUAAGUGCCAAAGUUAACAUCUGCCUUUGCCUUGUCUUCAGCUGCUACCCCCUGGAAAAAGAAAUCUGGUACGAUUCACAAAUUCCUUUUAUGCUUUGUGUUUGUAGCUAUUAAAACUGCAAACGUCUCUGCUAGCCAGUUAGCGUUCAGUCAGCUUUCUGGGUUUUUCCGUUUCCUUUCAGAAUUUGAGUCUUCACAAGUUACAGAGAAGAAGAGGACAGUCUAUCAGAUGGCUUUGAGUAAGAGACUUCAUAUCCAUGUACAGCAUCAGGGGAAUAGCUGGGCUUUAUUUUUCACAUAUCAACCAAUUCCCCCUCAGUGGGUGGAUGUGUGGUGGACUGUUUGUUGGCUUGAUUUGACCCUCUCUUCUCUUCUCUCCCCUCCCUCACCCUUUCCCUCCUCCACUCUAUCGCAUCCUCUUCUUGUUAUCCUUCUCUAACCUCUAUACCACUUGCUCUCUCUCUCUCUGCGUCUCUCUCUCGCUCUCCAUCUCUCUCUCUUUCUCUCUCUCUCGCCGUCUCUCAGAUAAACUAGAUGAGAUUCUGGCAGCAGCUCAGCAGACAAUCAGCACCACUGAGGGGCAAGGGACGCGGGGUCAGGGUACAAGGAGAGACAGGAGCCGGGGCUCCUUUUACGCCAACGAGGUGUGUGUGUUCGCGUGCGUGCGUGUGUGUGCGAGCUCGUGUUCACUGGUGCGAUCACCUGUCAUGAGGUUGAGAGGAACAGUUUGUCCAGUAGUGUUCCUAUGAUAACACCCACAUUUUAAGGAGAUGCUACACAAUGUCAUUUAGUGGGUUAUCUUGAUGCAACACUCAUACAAAUAAGAUUUAUUUGACUGCCUAAGCUACUGUACUACUAGAUAUGAAUAGUGACGCUAUUUUAUGCACUUACAGUACCACAGUCUGCAAUGUUUAUUCUGUUAUAUAAGUUAUAUACUGUAAGUUAUAUCCUUUCUGUUAUAUAAGUGAUAUACUGUAAGUUAUAUCCUUUCUGAACAUUGUCCUUUGUUCCCUCUUCCCGCUCUUGCUGUGCAGCCAAAUUACGACCAAUCAGAAAUUGGGAUGACAGGACUGGGCUAUGACCACGCCCAGUUCACAUCAGGCCACGCCCCCCCGCACGGUAUGCUGCGACAGAAAUCCAUUGGUGAGGCUAUCUGUCUGUCCGUCUGUCUGUCCUCUAGACUCUUAAAGGCCUGUGCUGUAAUACACUGUUUGUCUGUAGCUGUAGUAUACCAUGUGCAUCUAGUCUACCUGUUCUGUUCUGUCUCUGUCCUGCAGUUAACAUACAUGUUACUCUGGUUCAUGUUGUAGUAUGUUUCUGCUGUGGAGUAUAGCAGUUUAUAUGUGUUGUACUGUACUAAAAUGUAUGUGCUCUCCAUUGUACUAGUUUUAUGGGUUUGUAGGCUGGUACACUGUAGCUAGGAGCUGUUCAUCACAGAAGCUGAGCUGGGCUGGAACUGUGGUUCAGUGUGACACAGCUAAAGACUAUGGACUUCUCCUGUGACUUGCCAAGUAAACAUAACCUGUUUAUUGUGGUAUAAGGUUCUACAAUGUCAGUUUCUGUACUUUUACCAGUACAUACAGAGUGAUAUUGAUGGGCAUCAUAUCUCUGCUAGAGGAUAGACAGACUUACAGAUGAAUGAGAGGACUGCCUGACAAUUAGACAGACGGGCAGGCAGUUACAAAGACAGACAGACAGCCUCCCACAUUAAUCAUCUGUUCUUUUGUUCUAGCAGUAUUUUCUCUGUACCAUUCCUCUACCACUCUCUCCUCCAUCCCUCACCCAUCUGAUCGCUCUGCUCUGUCUCUCUCAUCCAUCCCUAUACCUCAGUCCCUCUCUCUCUCUCUUUCAUCAGUCCUUUUCAUCCUUCUCUUGUAUCUCUGUCUGUGGUGUACUGCAGGGGUGACUGAAGAGGAGAAGUCCCAUCUCAAUCCUCCGGCCAUGAAGUUUGCCCGUAGUCUCUCGGUUCCCGGCCCAGAUGACAUCCCCCCGCCCCCCACCACUGCCCCGCCAGACCCCCCCUUCUCCUCCGCCCCGCCCCUGGGCUGGAGAGGGGGCAAGUCUUCCCAGCAGCCCUCUGUGGCCGUGUCCCAGUCCACCUCCACGGCAGCCCACUACCAGCUCUACUCUCAGUCUGUGCACUUCACCCACGGGGGCCGUGAAAGGGCAGGGGGCCCCAGCACCGGCCAGGGAGGCGGAGGGGUGGACCACACGCACCAGUACUCUAAUGCCCCCGCCCACUCCGCUCAGAGCAGGACUGCCUCUAGGAAAGGGGGCUACCCAGGGGAGCCUGUUGGAGCAGGGGGAGGGAGGGGGGGGCCAAGGCUGCAGGUCUAAGGAGGGGCCACAGUAACGCCCCACCUUCCAGCGGUGCCACAGUGAUGCCCCAGCAGCAGCAGACCACCCAGAGCCAGGCCGCAGCGGGCAGAGCGCAGUGCUGCGGGGGGGGCUGGAGAGGGGGUACCUAAAGGAGGGGGGGCGCGGAGAGGGAAGGGCCCCCUGGUGAAGCAGUCCAAGGUGGAGGACCUGCGUGCUAGCCAGGGCACGCUGGGAGGCAAGGCUCCAGUGGAGAAGAGCUCCAUCCCCAUCCCCACCAUCAUAGUCAAGGCCCCCUCCAUCAGCAGUGGCAGUGGCCGAAGCAGCCAGGGUAGCAGUGUGGAUGCCGAGCCCACCCCACCAGGGGAGACUGACAGAACCCAACCCCUCCACGGACCCCCUUCCACCCCAGCCCCGCAACCCCCUGCUCCCCCCUCCAUCCCGGCCCCUCCACCCCCCUCCCUCCGAGGCCAGGAUAGUGACUUCACCAGCCAAUUUGGGGCAGCCAUUGUGGGCGCAGCCCGCCGGGACAGGGAACGCUUCCAUGAGGCCCGCAGGAAGAGCACCUCCAUCUUCAUGUCUGCCGAGGAGGAGGUGGGGCCAGGGGGAGGAGGGGCAGGCAGGACUCAGGCCUCCCAGCAGCAGCAGUUCAGCCCCCAGCCUGGUGGCCCCUCCCCACGCCUCCGGCCUUCCAAGUCCAUCGACGAGGGCAUGUUCUCUGGAGACACCUUCAUCCACCACACCCGCAGCAUGCCCCCUGCCUUCGGCCUGCCGGAGUACUCCUCCCCGGCUCCAGACUACCAGCCCAAGUCUGUUCCGGCUGACUUCUACGGGGCGUCAGGCCGGCAGCAGCAGCAGGUCCCCUCUGGCACCACCUUCAUCCACCCCCUGACAGGAAAGGUCCUGGACCCCUCGUCCCCCCUGGGCCUGGCCCUGGCUGCCAGGGAGCGCGCCCUGAAGGACGACGGCAAGAUGAGGAGGGAGAGAGGGGCCGAGCACCAGUUUGGACGACAGAUGUCCAGUGUGGUGGCAUUCCCCCCCCAGGCAACCUCCCCCACGCCGGCUUCCUCAGCCACCCAUUCCUCCAGCUCCUCCUACCUGGUCACCUCCUCCUCCCUAGCCGCCACCACCUCCUCCACUGGCCGACCCCCCUCCCCCAGGAUCCUCAGGGGUGCAGGUUGGGGCGAGGAGGGGGGAGGAGGGGAGCGGGAGAGGGAGGGUGGCGGGGCCAGAGAGGGGCUGAGGGUGCGCUUCUCUGAGGACAAAACAGUCCACAUGCAUCACUACCAGUCCCAGCACUAUCAACCAACCUACAGGGAGGAAAGACAGAGGGAGAGGUCAAGAGAGAGGGAGAGGUCAAGAGAGAGGGAGAGGUCCAGAGAAAGAGAGCGGGACAGAGACCGGGACAGAGAGGGGUACAUGAGGCAGCAGACAGCCCCUACCCAGCAGCCCCCUCAGCCGUCGUCCCAGCAGUCUCGCCCGCCCUCCUUUCUGAGGAUGGAGAGUGAGGCAGGUGCCUACAUCCUGUCUCUCACCCCUCCAUCUCCCCCUGCUACAGCCGCCCCAUCUCACCCUCAGGGGGGAGGGGGUUCUGCGGGCAGUGGCCUCAUGGUUCUGCCGCCCCCUGCCCCCUCGGUGGAUGUGGAUGAUGAGUUUGUCUUUGCGGACCCACUGCCCCCUCCCCUGGAGUUUGCCAACAGCUUUGACCGGGGUAUGGGUGGGAGGUCAGGGUACACACACCGCGCCAUUAUCAACAACCUGGCCUCCCGCCAGCAGCAGCCCCCACCGCCUCCCCCUCCUCCCCCACCACCCCCUCCAAAAGACAUGUUUAUCAGCGGGUUCCCGGCCCACAACCCCCUACCCUCCCCACAGGCGGGGGACUCCACGACCUCCAGCCUUACCUCCUAUGACAGUGAGGUGGCCAACCUGACCCAGUCAGGAAACUCCCCCACUCAGACAUCACCCAACCCCCUCCCUCCACCCUCACCCUCCGGCCUCCAGCCCAUAGGACCUCCGCCUCCCCCCUCUGUCUCUCCCCCACCCCCACCCAGCUCCUUCCACAGACCCUCCCUUGCCAUGACCCACUCUCACCACCUCUACAACAGCACGCACACCGGGCGCUCCUCCCCUUCCCAUGGGCGUUCCUCUCCCACUCCUCCUCCCAAAGGGCGCUCCUCCCCCACUCCUCCUCCCAAAGGGCGCUUCUCCCCCACCCAGGGUCGCUCCUCCCCCACCCAGGGUCGCCCCUCCCCCAUCCAUAGGAGCUCAUCCUCCACUCCUCCUCCCCACUCCAUUGCAGGGCCCCCAUCCUACCAUGGUCCCCCUCCCAUCUCCUCCACCGCAGCCUCCUCUGGCCCCUUCCGGGGCUCUGCAGCCCUGACCUCCACUGCUACCUGUGCCACCACCACCACUGCUGCCACCACCACGAGGACCUCAGUCCAGCCCCACCAGGACAGGACACACCCAGCCCCCUCUGGUUCUACAGCGGCCGGCCGCAGGAUAGGGGAGCACCACCCUCACCCCACAGCCAAGGCAGGGGAGUCCCAGGAGACGGUGGUGGACUCUGGGAUAGAGGAGCUGGACAGCCGCAGCAGCAGUGACCACCACCUAGACAGCAUCCUGGCCAUGAGCGGAGGCGCUAGAGAGAGGCUGGAAGAGAGGCUAGAGAGAGGGAGGGAGGGAGGAGGGAUGGGAGGAAUUGGAGGAGGAGGAGGAGGGGAGGGAGGAGCAGACCUCCUGGAGUCGUACAUGAGCUACCUGGACGGACAGACGUUUGACAUGCACAACACCACGGCCGCUGUCUCCACCUACCCCAAAUCAGGCAGGUUCAGGGAGGGGGGCCGCGCAGCUGAACUACGCAGAGAGACCAGUACCGCCCCACCCUCCUUCCAGUCACACAGACGGAGGAAGGAUGAGGAGGAGGAGGGCGAGGAAGGAGAGGAGGAGGACGAUGGAGGACGGGAUGGUUAUGGGAAGACACAGAAUUUGGGGCGUCCCACCUCGCCCUACUUUGACAGGCCCCGGACCCCUGAGAUGAAGCCUCUGUGGGGGUCAGAGGGUCAGUUAGUAGGGGAACAGGGGGCCUACCUGGAGGCCAGGAGGCUGUACCCCCCCAUGUCCAGCAUGAAGGCCAGCAUCAUCAAUGAGCUCAGCAACAAACUGCAGCAGAGAGGAAGCCAGAGAUCGCUAAGUAGACACAGGUACACUUUCUAUAAUAUGUUAGGGGAUAUUUGGUGAGGUUGUGCAUGUUGAUACGGAUAAAAUCACCACUGUUGUAUUAUAUUCAGUAGACCAAAGAUUUCAUUACAAAUGCGUGCAUGUUUUACAUCAGUGGAGGCUGCUGAGGGGAGGACGUGUCAUAAUAAUGUCUGGAACGGAGAAAUGGAAUGGCAUCAAACACCUGGAAACCAUGGAAACCAUGUGUGUGAUAUAUUUGAUACCAUUCCACUGAUUCCGCUCCAGCUGUUACCACGAGCCCAUCCUCCACAAUUAAGGUACCACCAACCUCCUGUGUUGUAAACAUCAAUCAACACAGCGAUCUCUUGUCCUGGCGCUACUUGUUAUGUAUUUCGUUGGAAUGGGUGAGUUUGUGUGUGUGCGUGCGUGAGUGUUUUACUAUGUAAAUUCUUCCCCACUUUAAUGUCCCAUGCUUUUGUCUCCGUCUGCUUUAUGUCUCUCCUCCACCAGAAACAGGUAAUUGCACUCCUCCUUUCUGUUUGACUGGACAUAAAACGUUACCCCUUUCUUCAAUUUACUGCCUGUGUUUCAACAGCAAGAGAAAGGAAAGCAAGUUCAUGUCUACUCAACACAACUUUAAUAGCAAUUAGCUGCUGUUAACAUCCAGAGCAUAAAAUUGAUAGCCAAUCUAACAGCGGCCAUCUUCAGGUUUAGGCUACUAGUGAAUAGUGGUGGUGAGGUUGGGUAAUGUGUUAUGAAUAGCCCCUUUAUGUACUGUAUGUACAGUAUGUGUGACUCUCUUUCUCUCACUUCCUCCUGUCUCAUUCCUUCUUUUCUGUCCCCAGGUUUUCAGAAGACUCCGCCUCGGCCCUGAGCCCCCCCUCAGUUCGUUCCCUGUCCCCCUCCCCUAUCCACCACUCCCAGCCCGCCCUGUCCCUGUCCCCCACCCCUUCCUCCCAGUACCCCAACUGGAACCAUCCCCCGUCCCCCCAGCCCCCUGUGGCUGCCGUACAGCCCCCUCCACGCCCCAACUCCCCCAUGUCCUCCCCCACCUACUCCCCUUAUCCCACCUCCCCUAAACACCGGCCUGUGUAUCGCACCAAAGCCCUGGAGUUCCAGUUCAUUCCAAGUAGAGAGUCCAGGAAGGCAGAGUCCCACCACCUGCAGCGUAGGCGAGCCCCCAGUCCCCUCAUAUCCCCCUCAGAGAGGCCCAAACUGGGUCCACCCCGCCCCUCCUCCCUCCCCCUCCUCCCUACCACACCCCUCUACAGCAGCCUCUACGAGCUCCGCGGCUCCAUCACCCCUCCCUCGCCCGCUAACCACAUGGGUGACCCCUACUUCUCCCCCUCCCCUCCUCUCUUUGCCCCCUCUGGCGCCCCUCCUCCCCCAAACGCCUCCCUGUUGGUGUCUCGCUCCCUCUCCCCCACCCACUUUCUAUCUGGUACCUCAUCACCUCCCCUGCACCCUCUCCCCGCUCCCCCCUGCCUGAGCUACCCCCACCUCCCUCCCCCAUCCCCCUCCAAGCCCUUUGCCUCCAAGCCACUGCCUUAUUGGACCAAAUAUGACGUGGCUGAUUGGCUGGGAUACCUGAACCUGGGCGAGCACCGGGAGCAUUUCCUGGACAACGAGAUCGACGGUACUCACCUGCCCUCCCUCACCAAGGAGGACUAUCUGGACCUGGGGGUGACGCGCGUGGGACACCGCAUGAACAUUGAACGUGCUCUGAAGAGAGUGACUGACAGGUAAGUGGGAGAGAGAUGGGUGGAUGAGAGGGAGCAGGGUGAGAGGAUAAGAGCAUAGAGAUAGGCCUGUCUUGUAAAAUAAACCAAGAUAGAACAAAUCCUAUGCCAGGUUGUAAACCUCUGCCUAUCCCCCUCUCCUGUCUUGCUCUUUCAUGUCUCUCUCCUGGCUGUCUCUCUUGUCUCUCUCCUAUCUCUCUCCUGUCUCUCUCUCGUCUCUCUCCUGUCUCUCUCUUGUCUCUCUCUCCUGUCUCUCUCUCGUCUCUCUCCUGUCUCUCUCUUGUCUCUCUCUCCUGUCUCUCUCUUGUCUCUCUCUCCUGUCUCUCUCUUGUCUCUCUCCUGUCUCUCUCUCCUGUCUCUCUCUCCUGUCUCUCUCUCUUGUCUGUCUCCUGUCUCUCUCUCUUGUCUCUCUCCUGUCUCUCUCUCCUGUCUCUCUCUUGUCCCUCUCUCUCUCUUUUGUCUCUCUCCCGUCUUUCUCUGGUUUCUUUCAUGUCUCUCUCUCUCCCGUCUCUUGAAUUGAAAUCAGGCUCAAAAUUCAUGAAUGUGUUAUUCAGAUAGUAUGGCACUGGGGCAGGUCUUGCUCUUGUUAAAGCAUCCAUUAAUGGCUCAAAAAAAUUAAAAACAUGACUUUAAUCUCUUUUCUCUUUCCCAAGGCUCUCCAGCUCUCCUUUUCCCAUUUCUGCUCUGUCACCACGAGGAAGAAGGGAUGAUGGG